AUGACGCCACGCAGUCCCUCCGCGUGCCGUUCCCGCGCGACAGCGGGGCGCUUUUUGCCGCUGGGCGCGAGGGCGGCUGCGCCAGAAGGGAGCAGCCGGGAAAGGGAAGGGAAGCGGGCGGUCGUGGCGGGCGGACAUUCUCUACUUGUUGAAAAAUUCCUUAACUUCCUCCUCUUUACAUGGUUCUUAGACAUAAUCACUCCUGAAUUCUUGGGUGGCAAGAUCAAUAUAGACCAGACUUUGCAACUGCUCAAUAAGUUUCAUGUCUCCUAUGACUACGUUCAUGUGAAAAAACUGUUUAAGAAAAAUGACAGAUCGAAGGCUGGAGUCAUUACCAUGGAAGAUUUCAGGGCAAUUUAUCGCUCUAUCAUGCACAGGCCUGAAUUUCAUGAACUCUUUUGCAGCUACUCGCCUAACAAAAAAAUCCUAACAGCAGAGAAAUUGGCUGAAUUUCUAAGAAAGGAGCAGUUCGAAGUUGGAAGUGAAGCAAGAGCUGUUACGCUAAUUAAGACUUACGAACCCGUAGUAGAAGCCAAGAACAGAAAAGAGAUGACCUUCGAAGGCUUCAUCCGAUACCUGCUCUCAGAAGAAUGCAGCGUUUUUAAAGUCCUGCACAAAAAGGUUUACCAAGAUAUGUCCUUCCCAAUGUGCGAUUACUUCAUUUCAUCUUCGCACAACACCUACCUGAUAUCUGACCAGCUUGUAGGACCGAGUCAUCUCUGGGGCUAUUCCAGUUCCCUCAAUAAGGGAUGUCGCUGCCUGGAAAUUGAUUGCUGGGAUGGGCAAGACAACGAGCCGGUGGUUUAUCAUGGACAUACUUUAACCAGCAAAAUUACCUUCAAGAGUGUCAUCAAUGUGAUCCAUAAGCAUGCUUUUGUGGCAUCAGACUAUCCGAUUGUUUUAUCUUUGGAGAAUCACUGCAGCCCUCCACAACAGGAAGUCAUGGCAGCUUACAUGCUAGAUAUUCUGGGGGACCAACUGGUUACUUCAACAAUUAAUAACGAGAUGCCAUCUGAGCUCCCCUCUCCAGAGGAAAUGAAGUUCAAAAUCAUGAUAAAAAACAAGAAAGUUGGAUCUCUGGAAGAAACCCUUCAACGGAAGGGUAGGGUGGCUAAAGGUGACAUGAUGGAAGCCGAAGCUACUUCAGAAUCAGAGGAGGAAGAAGACGCAUCUUUGAUCAAGAAAAGUGUUCAGAAGCAGCCAGCAAAAAAGAAGCAAAAGCAUGCAAAGGUUCACGUGGCGAUGCUGUUGUCCGAACUUGUGAUUUACACCAGAUCCCGGAAGUUUGUCGACUUUGAAGAUUCGAGAAAGAAGCAGAAAUUUUACGAAAACAAUUCCAUAGGAGAAGUGAAAGGGCAAAAGCUCAUCAGCAAGAUGGCCAAAAGUUUUGUGUUGCACACCGUCCGGUUCAUCACCAGGAUCUACCCCAAAGGAACACGGGCAGAUUCUUCGAACUACGACCCCCAAGAAUUCUGGAAUGUCGGUUGUCAAAUGGUGGCCCUAAAUUUCCAGACACCAGGAGUACAGAUGGACCUACUAAAUGGGAAAUUUAUGGACAAUGGCGGUUCUGGCUACCUUUUAAAACCAGAGUACUUGAGAAAGAAAAAUACCCAGUACAACCCAUUUGAUGUAGUUGGGAAAUACAACCCAGUGACGCUUACAAUAAAGAUAAUUAGCGGUCAUCAGCUACCUCCUAGUAACCUUUCCAAGAGUAAUAAGGCUGAUCCUUUAGUCAAACUAGAAAUCCAUGGUGUUCCUGAAGAUAUGGCAAAGCACCAGACUUCUGUGAUAAAGAACAAUGCUUUUAAUCCUAGAUGGGACGAAUCGUUCACCUUCAACAUCCAAGUUCCGGACCUUGCCUUAAUACGCUUUAUUGUAGAAGAUCGGAUGUGUGUACUUGCCAAUGAUUUCCUUGGCCAAUAUACUCUGUCAUUUACAAGUAUGAAUAAAGGUUACCGCUACAUCCCACUAGUUUCCAAACUUGGCGUUGCCCUCAGUCCAGCCUCUCUGUUUGUGUACAUCUGGUACCAUCAGCAAUAACAUCCUCGCUGCUCCCCGACACCCAGCUGCGCUUCAAUAAAGCAACCGUGGUCAA
This is a messenger RNA of Heteronotia binoei (common prickly gecko), 2095 nucleotides long. RefSeq names its product 1-phosphatidylinositol 4,5-bisphosphate phosphodiesterase zeta-1-like. The record is from RefSeq and is a predicted model, not a curated record. Gene Ontology annotation, cellular component: nucleus. Gene Ontology annotation, biological process: lipid metabolic process; intracellular signal transduction; positive regulation of cytosolic calcium ion concentration involved in egg activation. NCBI's taxonomy places the organism in Eukaryota, Metazoa, Chordata, Lepidosauria, Squamata, Gekkonidae. The transcript is spliced from 13 exons. The coding region runs from base 1 to 2040 and encodes 679 amino acids. Gene Ontology annotation, molecular function: phosphatidylinositol-4,5-bisphosphate phospholipase C activity; calcium ion binding.